CCUCAAAGCGCAACACGUACCUUCUUAUGUCCUAAAAACGCGAGCCAAUGAUCGAUUUAAUGCUACACCUGUGAUAAUAUACAUGUGCAUAUAACCUUAAAACACCAUCAACAUGUGUUGACUCUUCGUAAGCUUAUUGGAUAAAAUGAAUUUUAAUUCCCGGAGCAUGCGCAGUCAAGGCCUCCCAGUUAGCGCCCAAGUCUCUGAAAAGAAAUGCUAUGCAUAGUUGUUAUCAGUUUUCUGUGUUCAUUUUAUAAACAGUUGACUACGUCAUGUUAAAAUAAGGUUGCUUUUGGCUUGUGAAUAAGCUGCAGAUUUUCAGUGCAGCUUUCGUCUAUUACAACACUUCCUGUUUCUGUAAAAUGCUGCAGCAUGAGUAACACAGCAGCUAAGUGCUUGCAGAUCCCAUGGGGUCCUUUUCCAGCUGGACACUCACAGUCACUCUUCAAGGCCCUCCUUAGAUGGGACGAUGAAGAAACUGUCAGCGGCCCUGUCCGUCUGUUUCGCCGUGCUUGCAUUCACGAUACUUUACAUCAACCAGUACCAAGACAUCAGGACUACCUUGCUCCGGGUCCCGCCCUUAAACGCCAUACGGCACUACCUCUAUCUCCAGCAGAAUGACACGCUUCUAGAAUCAAUUAAAGGAACAAAUAAAAGUUUAACAGUAGUGACAGCAUUUUUUACCAUUGGAAGCUUUCCUAAAGGGACUUUACAUACAGUUAGAACAUCAAACACUUAUAAUGUGUGGAUGAGAACCUUCCUUUUCAUGAAAAACCCUGUGAUUUUCUACACAGAUAAUAAAACCUACGCAGACUUUUUUGUGGCACUCCGAAAAAAUGCUUCUCUACUGACGGAGGUCGUUCACUUAAAUCGAUCGGAAUUGUGGGCAUUUCAAAUCAUUCCGAAAAUAAAAAAAAUUUACUCCACCCCUGAGUACCCCCCACACUAUCAGAACACGUUUUUUCCGGAAUAUACCAGUCUGACCCACGCAAAGCAGCAGGUGCUCGACAGCGCUGCUCGAAAGAAAGUGUUCGAUACCGACUUCUAUUGCUGGUUGGACGCCGGAUAUUUUAGAGAUAUCGUUCACAGAGAGAAGAAGUUCUGGUUGGAAGUACCGGAUGAUUUUAAUAAAUCUCGAAUCGGGGUAACUCGUGUUUUUUACUCGGAUUUAGAAAGAACUAGAGCACGAACAAUCAUAUUAGGGAACUUAAUUUGGGUAGGGGGAGGAGUUUUCUUGGGUACACCGGAAGUGAUAUCCAGAUUUCACGAUCAAUAUAAAAAAGCUGUGAUGCGAUAUCUAAACCAGGGAAUAAUGAAUGUAGAACAUCAGAUAUUGUACGCUAUGUACACAAAACAAGAAAGACAAAAAUACCCGAUUGAUAUUGAAGUACAAUUAUAUGUGCCCGGACAGCGACAAGUGAUUAACACCAAUCCGUGGUUCUAUUUGGGAUAUGUGAUGUACAGGGAGGGUACUGUGUAGUGAUCAAUUCAUUCUAAGAACGUUCAAAAUCCACAAACAUGUGCCCCAGUCGCAGCUCUGGUCAUGUAUGGGACUUUGUCACUUGGAGAAGAGAAACUCUUCCAGAUUUGUUGCAUCAAAACCAUAAGAACAAUGUAAACUCUGCUGAACUAAUGAUAUUUAAACUGUCACAAGAUAUCAGUUGCUAGGUUGUUGAUAAAUGUAUGAGUAGUCAUGACUUACGUAUACUUUAUCAUUUUAUAUGAAUUGUAGUACAACAAAUAAUUCUAACAGUUCUAUGUU
Messenger RNA from Magallana angulata, 1762 nucleotides. RefSeq lists its product as uncharacterized. The transcript has 4 exons. The record is from RefSeq and is a predicted model, not a curated record. Lineage: Eukaryota; Metazoa; Mollusca; Bivalvia; Ostreida; Ostreidae. Bases 470 to 1480 code for a protein of 336 amino acids.